Molecule: messenger RNA, 3320 nt
Organism: Amyelois transitella
Lineage: Eukaryota; Metazoa; Arthropoda; Insecta; Lepidoptera; Pyralidae
Exons: 2
Coding region: 265-3090 (941 amino acids)
Biological process (GO): DNA integration
Molecular function (GO): nucleic acid binding
Source: RefSeq, a predicted model, not a curated record
UGUAUCCAUAAAUAAUAAAAUUACUCUUGUAUUUGUUUAUGCGCCGGAACACAAGCUGGCAACAUUAAGAAAACAACUCUUCCUUCCUUUUUACCUCUUCCACGUGAGAGUACGUCUUUCCACUUAUAAAAAUUGUUAAAUUAUAUUCUCGGUCACAAAUAAACGCAGUGCAGUAUAUAAAGUUUUAUUUUAUUGUUCCGGAUGGCCCGGGGACACACCAAAAUUGGCGACGGCAAGUAAAAAACUGUAUUUACAAUUUUUGCCAUGGCGGCAUAUGGAGUCAUAAAACCAUUUCAAGAUGGUGACGACAUUGAAUGUUUUUUGGAAAGACUGGAGCAAUAUUUCUACGCCAACAACAUUUCAAAAGAACUUCGGACGUCAGUUUUACUAACAAUGAUUGACGAAAAAGUUUACAAAGUCAUUAAAAGUACAUUGCAUCCGGAGCUGCCUAAAACGAAAACACUUGUGGAAUUACAAACAGCGUUACGCCUGAGAUACAAAACCAGAAUAUCUCAUUUUAGAAAAAGGACAGCAUUUGACAAAUUACAACAAGAAGAUGGAGAAACCAUCACUAAAUGGUACGCAAGAGUUUGUGACUCUGCCACGGAAUGUGAAUUCGGCACGUGUAUUGACGACAGAAUCAAGGACAAGUUUGUUACAGGCAUGAGAAGUGGGCCUAUUUUUGAAAGGCUGUGUGAAGAACCUAUUACUAAAAAGUUGGCCGAUUUGUUGGACAUAGCAUUGAAUAAGGAAGCAGUAUUACAUGAAAGACAAGCACCAGUGCAUCGGGUCACUAAAUCUACCAAGUCCACAAUUUCACAAAGUUCCAAGUCUCAAGGAUGCAAUGAUGAGGACCAUUUAAAUAAUCUCAAGGAGGUGUUAAAAAGAUUUAAAGAGGUUGGAAUAAGAUUGAAUAAGUCAAAAUGUUUAUUUUUUCAAAAUGAGAUUAAUUAUCUUGGUCACAUUAUAUCUAAAGAAGGUCUAAAGAAGGAUCCAGCUAAAUUAGAGGCCAUCAUCAAUGCUCCUGUACCCAAUAAUGUCACGGAAGUAAGGUCUUGGAUUGGUAUGGUUGGAUAUUAUUCAAAGUUUGUUCCUCAGUUAUCAGUUAAAUUAAAACCAAUGUAUGAUUUAUUACAAAAGGAUAGAAAAUUUAUAUGGACAAAAGUUUGUAAUGAUAGUUUUGAACAAGUUAAAAAAGAGAUUAUUUCUGAUAAUAUUUUAAUCCAUUUUAAUAGAGAUUUACCUUUACGAUUGUCUUGUGAUGCUUCGCAAAAUGGUAUAGGUGCUGUACUCAGUCACAUUUUGCCGGACGGUACUGACAGGCCUAUUAGUUUUAUUUCACGUGUUUAUAGCAAAGCUGAAAAAGGAUACUCGAUGAUCCAUAAGGAAGCUUUAGCAAUUUAUUGGGCAGUCCAAAAAUUUUAUCAGUACUUAGUAGGUUCCAAGUUUGAGUUACAGUCAGACCAUAAACCUUUGCAAGCUCUAUUUGGAGAACACAAGAGCCUGCCACAAAUGGCUGCAGGACGGCUCCAAAGGUGGUCCACAUUUUUAUCAGGAUUUAAUUAUACUUUUAAAUAUAUUAAAGGAAUGCAUAAUGUAAUAGCUGAUUGUAUGUCAAGAUUGCCAUUGCAAAAUAAUUCUUGUAUUAAGCAAACAAAUGAAUAUGAGUAUAUAAAUUUGGUAGCAGACCAAAAUAUUGUUAAUUUAGAUUUAGUCAGGUCAGAAACUAGGAAAGAUCCUAUUUUAAGUUCAGUAUUGAAUAUGAUACGUUAUGGAUUUCCAAAAUUUACACAAAAUAAUUCUCUUAAACCAUAUUUACAAAAGAAGAACGAACUAUAUAUUGACCAGAAUGUUAUUAUGUGGGGAUAUAGAGUUGUCAUCCCUGAGAAAUUAAGAUUACAUUUACUCAAAGAGCUUCAUUCUACACAUGAAGGCAUUGUCAAAAUGAAAUGUAACGCUAGGUCUUACUUUUGGUGGCCAGGUUUAGAUAUGCAAAUUGAAAAUUUAAUUAAAUCUUGUGAUGUAUGUAUGACAUAUCGUUCAGAACCACCAAAAGCACCAAUUAUUUCAUGGCCAAGAACUAAGGUUCCAUAUGAGCGUGUACAUGCUGAUUUUCUAGGGCCAAUAGAUAAUAAGAUGAUUUUGUUAAUAAUUGAUUCUUAUAGUAAAUGGCCUGAGGCAUUUAUUGUCAAAAGUUUAGAUUCAAAACAGACGGUUGAAAGGUUUAGGGAGUGUUUCAGCCGAUUUGGAUUACCGAAAGUUGUAGUUACCGAUAAUGCGGCAACAUUUAUUAGUAAGGAGUUUUCUGAAUUUCUUUCCAAGAACGGGAUAGUACAUGAAACUUCUCCACCCUUUCAUCCGGCUACCAAUGGCUUCGCAGAAAAUGCUGUAAAAACUUUUAAAUCUGCUCUUUUAAAAGCAUUAAAAGAUAAAAGUAAUCAUAAUACAUCUUUUGAAACAUUAAUGAAUAGAUAUUUAUUUCAUUACAGAAACUCAAUUCAUAUUGUUACUGGUGUUUCACCUUCUCAGUUGAUGUUUCAAAGGAAACUUAGAACUAGAUUAGAUUUAUUGUCCAUACCAAAUGUAAAAGCUUAUGAUAAGGGAGGAAAAAGAAAGGAAGCAUUUAAAGAAGGAGAUAUAGUUUAUUGUAGAGAUUAUAGAAACCCUAAUAAAAAGCAGUUUGUAAAGGCAAUGAUAGAUGAAGUAUUAGGAAAGAGAACAUAUUAUUGUAAAGUUUUAAAUGAAAAUUUAAUUUGGAAGCGUCACUUGGAUCAAAUUAUUAAUGCUACUCAAGAUUAUGAAAAUAUUGAAGAUACAGUAGAUAAAAGUUAUAAUGUUGAACCAAUUGAUACUUCUGAUAAGAACAGUACUGGUGGUGAGAAAAUUGUAAUUCCUCAAACCAUUUCACCACAGGGUGAACAGCCACAGAAACCUAUUAGCCCUGUAAAUUCUGAAACUGUUUUGCCUUUAGCUGAAGAAGGUAAUUCAUCUUUUAAUAGUCCCAUAGUUCAACCGACUAGUGAAAUUUGUAGUCCAGGUUUAAGACGUUCCGUUAGAGUUCGUAAGGCACCCCAACGUCUCAACUUAUAAAGGGGGGGUAUUGUGAUGUAUCCAUAAAUAAUAAAAUUACUCUUGUAUUUGUUUAUGCGCCGGAACACAAGCUGGCAACAUUAAGAAAACAACUCUUCCUUCCUUUUUACCUCUUCCACGUGAGAGUACGUCUUUCCACUUAUAAAAAUUGUUAAAUUAUAUUCUCGGUCACAAAUAAACGCAGUGCAGUAUAUAAAGUUUUAUUUUAUUGUUCCGGAUGGCCCGGGGAC